Molecule: messenger RNA, 3181 nt
Organism: Notolabrus celidotus (New Zealand spotty)
Lineage: Eukaryota; Metazoa; Chordata; Actinopteri; Labriformes; Labridae
Gene: dnajc18
Product: DnaJ (Hsp40) homolog, subfamily C, member 18
Exons: 8
Coding region: 379-1548 (389 amino acids)
Biological process (GO): cellular response to misfolded protein
Cellular component (GO): endoplasmic reticulum membrane
Molecular function (GO): Hsp70 protein binding
Source: RefSeq, a predicted model, not a curated record
GUGUCUUACCCAUAGUUCCUCCUCCCACCUCCUCCUGUCCGUUAUAGCCUCAACGCUUUAAUGCAACUGCGGUGGCCCUUUAAAUACCGCAAAAAUAACAGAAAGCAAAAACAGCCCUUACAUCAGACUUUUGUCCCAAAAUGGCCAAGCUGCAGGCCGGUUUGCAACCUGACAACAACCGCCAUCAUCUGAGACUCGGAUCCUGCGAAGAAGGACUUUGAGUGACUGCAGGCUCGCGCUGAGCUAACGUUACGCAGCUGUCUGAAACCAAAGCUAACGGCUAUCCAACGUUAGCUGUCCUGGACAUAUGAUAUAGGAUCACCUAAACACAGGGACAAGCCAACCCCGGGUACGAACAGAGACCCCUGAGACUCUGACAUGGACAAAGAAGAAGCAGACCGGCUGAUAGAGAAGGCGAAGCUGUGUUUACGGUCAGGACGGACAGAUCGGGCGCUGCAGCUGCUUUAUGAAGCCCAGAAUAUUUAUCCCAGCACCCGGGCCAGAGUGCUCAUCGAUGCCAUAGUAAGGAAUGAAGGGCCUUCCUCUCAAGAGGCGGACCACGUGCCCCCUCCAUCUGGCUGGAGAGACGAGGACAUCCGAAACAGUGAUAAGAGCAAUGCAAGUGCUGAAGACAAGAAGAGCUACACCGAGGAUCAACGCCAGGGUGUUCACAGAAUAAAGAAUUGCAAGGACUUUUAUGAAAUCCUUGGUGUUUCCAAAAAUGCAAGUGAAGAAGAUUUGAAGAAGGCGUACAGGAAGUUGGCCCUCAAGUUUCACCCCGACAAGAACUUUGCUCCAGGAGCUACAGAUGCUUUUAAAGCAAUAGGCAAUGCGUACGCAGUGCUGAGCAACCCAGAGAAGAGGCAGCAGUAUGAUCAAUACGGAGAUCAAUCUGCAGCCUCAAAUGCACCCCAACACUCCAGCCACAGUCGCCAUGGAUACCACAGAAACUUCCACAGAGACUUCGAGGCCGACAUUUCCCCAGAGGAGCUCUUUAAUAUUUUCUUCGGGGGGCGGUUUCCCACAGGAAAUAUCCACGUGUACACAAACCAAGGAGCCUCCUACUCUCAGUUCUAUCAGCCUCGUCGUCGACGUGCUUAUGAGAGGCGCGAGGAGGUGGUGGAGGACAACCAGAGUCAGAACACCUUCACAGCUCUCCUGCAGCUGCUCCCUGUGCUGGUGCUAAUCCUCAUAUCAGUGUUUACUCAGAUGAUGGCCACUAACCCGCCCUACAGUCUCUUCUAUAAGCCGGCCAUGGGGCUAGUGGUGUCCAGAGAAACGCAGCACAUGGGUGUACCGUACUACGUGGAUAAAAGUUUCCAGAAGGAGUACCGCGGAGCUACGCUGGACGAACUAGAGAAAACCAUCGAAAACGACUAUAUUGAACACCUGCAGAACAGCUGCUGGAAAGAGAAACAGCAAAAGUCAGACUUGGCAAACCUGGGACAGCUAUAUCGAGAUGAUCGGUUAAAGCAGAAGGCCGAGUCCAUGAGGCUCGACCACUGUGAGAAACUACAUCGACUGGUCGGGCGUCAGAGAGGCAAAUGAAAACUGUUUGAGAGGAGACCAUGUUUCUUUACGGACUUUACAACAGUGGGGUCUAGUGAAGCGUCUAAUUUAUCCAAUCUGGCCACUUUGUAAAGAAUCUCUUUUAGGUACAGCGCAGUCAGUGGGAGAUGAUGCCGAUGGAAAUAAUGUGCCUUCUCUCUUCUUCGAUGGUAGGAAAUAAGAGUUGCAUGUUGGCUGCCGGCUGUGGCAGCAGCAUCAAGUGCAAGCUCACUGUGGCAGUGUGUACGAUGAUUUGGAGCCUCUAGACUUUCUUAUAGAAAUGGUAUGACAUACGGGGUCUCCCUUACGGCUAUGAAGGCAGUUGUAUGUUCACACAGAAACAGUUUAUUUGUGAAGUUUAUUUAUUUUCUGAAUGUGUUUGUGUCCCUGCUGGAACUAUAGGUCUAUUUAUUUCUUAGUUUAUUGAUGUGAAUGUUACUUCAGAUGCUUGGAUCUUUUUUUUUUUGUAGGCAGUGACUUAAAUUAUACCUUAGUCUUUGGAUGAAUGGCAGAGCUUCUGUUCUGUGAAAUGACAUGACCUUUUAUUAGUAACAUAGACAAAUCAGCCAUUAUCAAUGAUUUUAACCUCUGAACUGUUGUUAAUCAGGCAGUUUGAUCUGCAGAAAACAAAAUCAAAAUAUGACAUUUGCUGAUUUAGUGGUUUCUUAUAGGUUUUGGUUUUCAUUGCCCAAAAAAUAAUGACCUGCUCUCUACACUACUGCUUACAUAGGUUGAACUGAGCGCAAGAAAUGGCACUUGUGUUUUAUAAUAAGAGGUUUUCAUUAGGCAUUUUCAUUUGUAACAAGCAGGGAAGCCGUUUUAACCCCCAGAAAAACUUUCAUACUUCUGCACAGAGCCCUUGUUAUGAACCUGGAAGAUAUAAAAAGCUCAGUUCUGAGUGAUACCUGUUUGGUUACCAGGGCAAAAAAUGGCAUGCAAUACCUGCUUUUCCUGAAUCAUGCACAAUAUUGGACAUUUUUUCUCUUUAGAAGAAUGCUUCAGCCCGUAUUUUGAAACUGUUUUAUUAAUCCUGCAGCUUCUCAUUAUUAAAAAAAAAACACAUUUUAUUCAGAUAUUUCAUCUUCAAUGGAAUUAUUGGUUAAUAAAUGAAAAGAGAUAAAUGUGGACACGGACAACUCUUCCCCUAAGAUAAGAGCUUCUUUCUUUUUUCAUUAAUGGGAUGCUUUCUCUGCAGAAUCAUUAACUUUAAUUUUUCUACCAAACCUGUAUCAUUCAAACCCCACACAGACAUUAAUAUUGUUGCUGUGCACUAAGACUGCCAAACUGCCUUAGCUGUUCUCAUACUUAUGAAUUAUUCAGGUUCAUCUCAAGCACUUUUAGGUUAAUAUUUAAUCCUGUGUUCCAUGUCGUCCAUGUUGCAUGCAGCCUCGUGAGUUGAGUGUUUUAUUAGUUACAUGUUUAUUUCAUGCUUAAAACAUCUCCAUGACUACUGACACAUUAAAUGAUAAGAAUGUUCAGGUCCACACUGCCACUCACAAAAUGUUAAACCCUAACUGUGACACACACACUAAGAUCAGGUUUUAGUAACAGUAAGUGUGGUAGUGCACUUUAAGAAACACUGCAGAAUUCAGUUUUCAGCCAAAAUAUGAGAUAAUUAAAUAUGUAUCCAGAA